AUGUCUGUGCCCGUCCAACAUUCCACGGCCACGGCGGCUUUGGCCAAGGCUGAUGUCUCCAGUAGACAGCCGUUGAAAGGGACUUAUCCUUCUGCAUGUUCAGUUCCAGUCACCUCAUCGGAGCGCCUGGCACUCGCAUCUCCAGACAACAUCACCGCCCCAAGGUUAUCAGAGGCCGAUACGGUCCUCUACCUCGCAUACGGCUCCAACAUGUGUGCAAAGACAUUCCUCGGCGUAAGAGGCAUUCGACCGCUGUCGCAGGUAAAUGUAUUGGCACCCAGCAUACGACUAAUAUUCGACUUGCCCGGCCUGCCGUAUCGGGAACCCUGUUUCGCCAAUGUUGCAUAUCGAGUGCCAGAGAGCGAGCAUGAGCAUGGCAAAUCCGUCCAUCAGGAUAUGGAAUGGAACGGCGGUCUCAUCGGGGUCGUUUACGAGAUAACCCAGGAGGACUAUCGAACGAUUAUGCGCACCGAAGGUGCCGGUUCAAGUUACAAGGAAAUAGUUGUUUCUUGCUAUCCCAUCGCUCCGCGAGAGGCAUGUCCCAAAGAAGGACAGAUUUCGUUCCUUGCCAAGACACUGUACGGCGCAUAUUCGAUCGAGGAAACCAAGAGGCCUUCCAAGAAAAACUGGUGGCAGCGACUCUUGCAUGGUCGACAGCGUCCUGAUCCCAAUUACGCACAACCGAGCUUGCGCUACCUCAAUCUACUGAGGAUCGGAGCAGAAGAGCAUAACCUACCUGCAAGCUAUCGGGACUAUCUCGAUUCGUUGCAUCCAUAUGUGGUGACGCGCUGGACCCAAACCAUCGGGCAGUAUGUUUUCAUCGUCGCUUGGGCUCCGUUUUUCGUGUUUUUUUUUCUCGUAAUGCCUCGGUCUCGGUUGCUGGACGAGGACACCGGCAAGCUGCCUUCAUGGUUGGCACGAGGGGUGGCAAUCAUGUUCAAAGCCAUGUGGAUGUCGUACGACAUGGUGUUCAAGCCUGUUUUUGGAGAUGGAGAGAGGACAGAAGGAGACAUUGCGGUCCAGAAGAGGUUGGCCAAGUCUGAUAGCCCGAGGUGA
Ustilaginoidea virens is the source of this 1056-nucleotide messenger RNA. RefSeq lists its product as uncharacterized. The record is from RefSeq and is a predicted model, not a curated record. NCBI's taxonomy places the organism in Eukaryota, Fungi, Ascomycota, Sordariomycetes, Hypocreales, Clavicipitaceae. Gene Ontology annotation, molecular function: gamma-glutamylcyclotransferase activity. Bases 1 to 1056 code for a protein of 351 amino acids. The transcript has a single exon.